Molecule: messenger RNA, 4543 nt
Organism: Leucoraja erinaceus (little skate)
Lineage: Eukaryota; Metazoa; Chordata; Chondrichthyes; Rajiformes; Rajidae
Product: insulin-like growth factor 2 mRNA-binding protein 3
Exons: 15
Coding region: 410-2146 (578 amino acids)
Biological process (GO): nervous system development; regulation of gene expression
Cellular component (GO): nucleus; cytosol; cytoplasm
Molecular function (GO): mRNA 3'-UTR binding
Source: RefSeq, a predicted model, not a curated record
UACCCUCCCCCGCACCCCUCCCUUCCUGGGGAUAAUUGAAUAGCUAGGAUUCCUCACGUGAGAGGUUGAUGUGUAGUUUGACCACGUGGCUCAUUCAGUCGGAAUUUUCUGGGAUUUUUUAGAGCAGCAUUUUAUUUAGAGGCGGUGCUUAUGGUAACGUAGUGUGACAUUUUCACAGCCUGCUUGCGAAAGGGGUUUUGGGGGAAAGACCAAAAAAAUAUAUAGUUUUUUUUCCCUCUCUCCGCAGCCCGCCAUCCUAGACUGUUAAUACUACUAUUUGUUCUGAGUUUUUCUUUUGAGGACUCCUCCUCCUCCUCUUCUUCACAUUUGUAUUUAAUUCGACCGAUUGUUUCUCCAAAGGGGAAGAUAAAGAAGGACAUAUCUUUUGCUUUUUGGUAGUUUUAGCAACAUGAACAAGCUCUAUAUUGGGAAUCUCACCGAGAACGUAACCACUGUGGACUUGGAAAGUCUGUUCAAGGAAUGGAAGAUUCCCUUCAUUGGACAAUUCCUUGUGAAGACUGGUUAUGCGUUUGUCGAUUGCCCAGAUGAUAACUGUGCUAUGAAAGCUAUAGAUACCCUGUCAGGUAAAGUUGAACUGCACGGAAAAUCUAUAGAAGUGGAGCACUCUGUUCCUAAACGUCAAAGAAGUCGGAAACUCCAGAUCAGGAAUAUUCCUCCUCAUUUGCAGUGGGAGGUCUUGGAUAGUUUAUUAGCUCAGUAUGGUACAGUGGAAAGUUGCGAACAAGUGAACACUGAGACAGAGACUGCAGUAGUGAAUGUUACAUAUUCUACCAAGGAAAAUGCCAGACAAGCAAUAGAAAAACUUAACGGCUAUAUGUUGGAGAAUUACUCGCUUAAAGUAACCUACAUCCCUGAUGAGAUGGCUGCUCAACAAAGCUCACAGCAGCCACCCUCACAAACUCGGCGUGGUUUUGGACAACGAGGGCCACCUCGGCAAAUGUCUCCCAGUGGUAUGGUUAGGCCAAAACAGCAGCAGUCUGACGUUCCUUUGCGAAUUGUAGUUCCAACUCAGUUUGUUGGUGCCAUUAUUGGGAAAGAAGGAGCCACGAUCCGCAAUAUCACAAAACAAACACAAUCAAAGAUUGAUAUUCAUCGUAAAGACAAUGCAGGUGCUGCUGAGAAACCAAUAAGUAUUCACUCAACACCCGAGGGAUGUACAGCUGCUUGCAAGAUGAUUAUGGAAAUCAUGCAGAAAGAAGCUCAGGAUACAAAAUUCACAGAAGAAAUACCGUUAAAAAUUUUAGCGCACAAUAAUUUUGUUGGACGGCUCAUUGGAAAAGAAGGAAGGAACCUUAAAAAAAUCGAGCAAGACACGGACACAAAAAUAACAAUUUCCCCCUUGCAGGACUUGACGCUUUACAACCCAGAGAGGACCAUUACAAUAAAAAACAGUAUUGAAGCAUGUUCCAAAGCUGAAGAAGAAAUAAUGAAGAAAAUUAGGGAAUCUUACGAUAAUGAUAUGACUGCAAUGAAUCUUCAAGCACAUUUAAUUCCUGGUCUAAACCUGAAAGCACUAGGCUUGUUUCCUCCGUCUUCACCUGUACUGCCACCACCUUCUGUGCCUCCUGCUGCUUAUCCUCCAUUUGGGCAACAGGCAGAAUCUGAAACCGUGCAUGUCUUCAUCCCUGCCCUGGCUGUAGGUGCAAUUAUUGGCAAGAAAGGGCAACAUAUCAAGCAACUUUCCCGCUAUGCAGCAGCGUCCAUUAAGAUUGCUCCUGCUGAAGGUCCAGAUGCUAAACAACGGAUGGUGAUUAUCACAGGGCAGCCAGAAGCUCAAUUUAAGGCUCAAGGAAGGAUCUAUAGUAAACUGAAAGAAGAGAACUUCUUUGGACCCAAAGAAGAAGUGAAAUUAGAGACCCAUAUCAAAGUGCCAUCCCAUGCUGCUGGUAGAGUUAUUGGGAAAGGAGGCAAAACGGUAAAUGAGCUUCAGAACCUAACAAGUGCAGAAGUGGUGGUCCCCCGGGAUCAAUUGCCAGAUGAAAACGAUCAAGUUAUUGUGAAAAUAACUGGUCACUUCUUUGCAAGUCAGCUUGCUCAGCGAAAAAUUCAAGAAAUUCUGUCCCAAGUAAAAAGGCAGCAGCAGAAAAUUGUGCAGAGUGGACAGCCCCAACAGCGAAGAAAGUGAAAGGUUCAGGAUCUCCAAUCGACCACAUAGACAGAUGCCAGACCAAAGAGAGAGACUGUGUAAUCACAGCCAGUUAAAUCUGUUGCUGAUAAAGAAGCAUAUGUUAUACCUUCCCCAGUCCCUUUGAUCAAGGACCAGGCAACAUGAAUUCUGUCUUUGUGUGAAUGUAUUCUCUAGGCGUUCAAGAAGAAACCUUGUGAAACCCAGCUUUAAAUAAGGCCAUUUCACUUCCCUUCUUUUGUUCUAAUUUCAAAACUUUAUAUUGCCUUGUUAGCUUUCCCAAAAUGUUCGAAUCUGUUGGGUUUAAUGAAGCUUUCUCUUAUUUUCACCAGUUACAAAAAGGCAUUGCUCUUAUAGUUCAAAUUGUUAUAAAAUCCUGGAAUUUUUGUGGGGAGGGGUUAGAGGAAUUGGCAAGAUUAAGGCAUCUGUCCCACUAUUUGAAAUUGCUUUUUUUUUAAAUUGGAUUAUUUUACAAAGAUUACUAGAACACUGCCAUUAGAACCCAAGGGAAGUGUUGAAUGGUGUUGGCCAGGGCAUGAAUUGAUUAUGCAUUUUACUAAACUACCUCAGGCAUUUAGUACCUCAAUUGUUCCUUUUUUUUCUGCUUAUUUUGUAUACUUUAUAAAAGUAAUAGUCAAGCAUUUUAUUUUUUUAAUAAAAAAGUAAAAUUUGAUCAGCUGAAAGCCAGGAGCACCACAGAAAACAGGCGUAGAUGUGUUGCUUCUAGCUGCUGGCUAAUGGGAGUAUUCGAUAAAUGAUAUUCGCCUCAGUUUUCCUGAGGUCCACAACACCAUCAUUUGAUCAAAAUUCUGUGAAUGUUUGAGACGCCGCAUAAUGCCAAUAUAUACUAAUAGCAGCAAUGCCAUUUUAUUUCUUUUAAGAUAGGAUGAAACUGCUUAUUUCCUAUUUUUGAUUGAUGGUACUUUUGGGAACAAAACAAGGAAGUGAUGGCAAGAGGCUGGGGUUGGGGAAAGAGGCUGCAAAGUGGAUUAGCUUUUAGUAUAACUGGGUAAUUUUAAAUGCAUGGACCUUUGGUGCCUUUGACCAUCACUGCAUCUUGAUGCAUAAUAACAAUCUACUUGGACUUGGCCAUUCUGUUCAAAGAGCAAGCUUCAUCUUCAGUUACUGGUAGAGCUAUUGGAUCUGCCUGGGUACACUUUGGCUAGCUUAGCUAGAGUGCACUCUGAAUUUUAUUGAACCACACAUUUAAAUCACCGUAUUGGGGAGAAAAAAGUCAAGCGUUUGAUCAUUCUGAAGUUAAAGAAUAGUUUACAUAUGCAGCUGCUGUAGUGGACUACAUACACUAAGCCAUGGAGAAGGCUGUUAGUUUCAACUCUUUCCUGCGCUUAAGUAAAAUGCAGCAGGGUUUAUGCACAUUCGAUAAAUGACCAGUAUAGCAAUAAUAUGUUAAAGCCAGAUUGAAAGCCAGAAAGUUCCUUGCUCACCCUCCCAGCAUAUAUAUAUGGUCUGAACCGAAUAAGCUAAAAUAAUUUGUGGUAAUGUUGAAAUGCUCCAGUCAGUUUCCUGAGUGAACCCAAUUUCCAUCUACCUCAGUGCUUUAAAUGAAGGCAGUGCAUAUUAGGUACAUAAACACUGCUGUGUGUGUGGUCUGAGCAGAGCCAUGCUAUUACCUCUGAACUUUGUGAUUUAUUUGUUUUGUGCAUGAGAUGAUCGAAAUCAUCAUGCUGCACUGAAUUGGAGGGGCACAACUUGGCAAAACCAUUUACUUCAUCCAUUUUUGAUCUACCUCUUAAGAUACAUUUGAAUUAGAGACAUUUCUGCAUAGGAUAGGUUGAUUGUUCCCAAAGAUCAUUUUUUUUGUACAGAUUAGACAAUUUAAAAAAUGGUCUGGAGUGUGUUUUUUGCCUACAUAUAUUCAUUACUAAUGAAAAAUUCUCAAAGCUUAUGUUGUAGCUUUAGCAAAAUGGAUUAAUUCUCGUUCUUUUGGCAGAGUGACUUCUCCAUGUAGAGUUAGCAAGUGUUUUUCUUACAUAAAAUUACUGAUUUACAGGUUGUUUAAUAGCUUAAAAGAAUUGACGUGAGGCUGAAAUGUCAGAGCCCACUGGUGUUUUUCUUGCAAGUAACGUUUGAUGAAUUGAUUUUCCAUGGUUUUGGUUUAAUUGCUGCAUUCACAAUGCCUGAUCUGCUGCUGUUGUGUCAUUAAUUCUCUGGACUAUAUCGUGGGAUUGUUACUAGGAUAGAUCACUUUAAUUUUCACUUUCAAAUGACACUUGGUAAUUUUGAAAUAACUGCAUUUAGUUGAUGGUAGUUCUGUAAGUGGAAGUGAUACCAGCAAAAAAAAUUAAUUUGGCUCACUUUUCACUCAUCUGAAUACUGUGCCCCCAAUGCAGCCCCACUUGUCAAAUGCCUCUAUGAAAUAAAAGAACUUAACUCCUA